Molecule: messenger RNA, 1021 nt
Organism: Sceloporus undulatus (fence lizard)
Lineage: Eukaryota; Metazoa; Chordata; Lepidosauria; Squamata; Phrynosomatidae
Exons: 2
Coding region: 410-1021 (203 amino acids)
Biological process (GO): positive regulation of DNA-templated transcription
Cellular component (GO): nuclear body
Source: RefSeq, a predicted model, not a curated record
CUUACUUUUGGUACUGGUACCGCUUCACUUUUCCAGUUCUAUUCCAUAGGAAACGUUUGAGGGGGGGGGGAAAUGCUGUAGCUGUUAUUUCCAAGCUAGCCGUUAGGGAGAGCUACACAGCAAAUUCGAUGUGGAAAGCGGGGGAUGGGUAUCUGUUUUCGUCAUCCUUGGUCCAUGCCUGCCUGGCAUAACAAAUGCCUGAAAAGGGGUACUUGUUGUUGCCAUGGCGACACAGUACAGCACUGCUUCAAAGGUGAGAAUGUAGCACCUUUGCUGCCCUUGACCCUCCCCCAUUUCCUCCUACAUCUAGAGCGCCAUUUUUGAAGCCACCUUUGAGGUGAAGACUACUAGUGCUUGCUCUGGCUCUUGGCCCUUUUUUUUUUCUGGUUUCCAAAAAAUAAAUUUAGCUAUGGAAGACAGCACCAAAAUAGGUGGUAGGGGCGCAAGCUGGAAACCAGAUGAGACUAGGUGUUUGAUUGCUAUUUGGGGAGAAGAGACAGUACAAAUGCAACUCAGCAAAAACCACAGGAACAUCUGUGUGUAUGACAAAAUUGCGUCUCAACUACGUAAACAUGGAUUUAAUCGUUCCGCGGGAGAGUGUAGAACGAAGGCUAAGGCACUGAAACGCGGUUAUAAGAAAGCUGUGCAGUUGUCCAAGACGAGUGGAAUGGGAGCUAUUGAUUUUCCAUUUUUCAGUGAGCUCCAGGACGUCUUUGCUGGAGACGCGAGCAUUGAGGCAAAAAGAGCUGCGGGCGGAAAUGCUCUAAGGUUUGAGAAAAAGACCGACACUCCAGAGAUGCCGCCUGAGACGCGCGUUCUUAGCUCAACACCUAAUGCUUCUUCUGAGGAUCUAUUCACUCAUGAAGCGGUUCAAGAACACUUUGUUUUAAACUUGACUUCAGUACAGGAAGAAGACGAAGACCUGACUCAAAUUGUGUCUGAGGAAGAAGAUGUUGGUCAAACUGGGGAGUCUAAUGAUAGAUCAAGCGACCACCGUCCGGUUCCAUUGAUAUAUGAGUGA